Molecule: messenger RNA, 1545 nt
Organism: Guillardia theta CCMP2712
Lineage: Eukaryota; Cryptophyceae; Pyrenomonadales; Geminigeraceae
Exons: 9
Coding region: 1-1545 (514 amino acids)
Biological process (GO): fatty acid biosynthetic process
Molecular function (GO): 3-oxoacyl-[acyl-carrier-protein] synthase activity
Source: RefSeq, a predicted model, not a curated record
AUGGUGCGAACGCUGCUCUUGGCGGCGGCGACGUUGCAUGCGGCGCUGGCGUUCCAGGGGAUGACAACGAGCAUGAUGGGAACGAGAUUCUCAGUAGCUCCACGUCGGACCGCGAGGAGAAGCGCUGGACAGCUCAGGAUGGCAGCAUCGGGUGGAGGAAACCCUAGGGUGGUCGUGACGGGGCUGGGGAUCGUAUCGCCCGUGGGAACAGGAAGCGACCAGUUCUUCGAGAGUGUGUUCGCAGACAAGAGGAGCUUUACGUCUCUUCCCUCCUGGGCUGAGGAGUUCCCUUGCAAGGUUGCCGGAGUCGUCAGCGACUUCAAGGCCGAGGAAUGGUACAAGAACAAGAAGGAAGCCAAGAGACAGAGCAGGUACAUGCAGAUGGGUAUCGCUGCCUCCAAGCUCGCCGUCCAGGACGCGAAUCUCAACACAGAAACUGUGGCAGACAAGGACAAGUUCGGCGUGCUCAUCGCCUCCGCCAUCGGCGGCUCCGAGUUCUUCGAGGAGGCAGGGAGCAAGUGGCAGAAGCACACGGAGUACGACCAGUUGCCUUCAGGCGCGGCGUGGGGGGACGGGACGUUCGCAGGAAGGAACAGCAUCUACAAGGGCCCGCUGUUUGUUGACGGGUGCAAGCUGACGUACGAGGGGUUCAAGAAGAUCUCCCCCUUCAUCGUCCCCUCCUUCAUCCUCAAUAGCGCAAGCGGCGUUGCUGCUGUUGAGCUCGGGGCGGAGGGGCCCAACUACUGCAUCGGAGGCUACGGGGGAGAGGCGGCAGGAGGAGCCUUGUCGAUCGCUCAGGCGCGGAGGUUCCUCGUGUCGGGGGAGGCGACGAUCAUGGCGGCAGGAGGAAGUGAGUCCUGCCUGACUGAGUGCAUCGUUGCGGGUUACAACAAGCUCUCCACGCUCGCCAAGGGCUGCAAUGAGGAUCAGACGCAUGCAAACAAUGCAUUCGACAAGGAGAGCAAGGGAUUUCUGCUUUCUGAAGGCAGCGGCGUGCUGCUGAUGGAGGCGGAGGAACACGCGAAGGCUCGUGGAGCAAAGAUGUACUGUGAGGUCGCGGGAGUUGGAAUGGCGCAGGGAGUUGAGAUGGACGAAGAGCUCGGGUUGGGAGGGAUGCCAUCGAGCGAAGCUAUUGCGCAAUCGAUCAAUCUUGCGUUGAAGGAUGCGAAAGUUGAAGCUUCUGCGGUUGACUUUGUUUGCGCUCAUGGCGUUGGCGUCCCUAAAUUCGACAAGGUUAGUGGGGAUGGGGAUGGGGAUGGGGAUGGAAACGACGACGACGACGACGACGAUGAUGAUGAUGAUGAUGAUGAUGAUGAUCGCCUUCGUCAUCUCUUCUGUCAGCAGCAGGGCAUCAACGCGGCUGUCUGCGCUCGAGCUCUUCGUGAUGGCGUCGUUCCUGGCAUGACGAGCCUUAAGCAUGCGGUCGUAGACGGGGUCUCGUUUGUGACGUCGGCCAAGGAGGAGGUCAAGAACCUCGAGGUCGCCUUGAGCGUCAGCGUUGGGCUCGGGGGGACAGCGACGGCGCUGGUCUUCAAGAAGUUGUGA